Messenger RNA from Cavia porcellus (domestic guinea pig), 2493 nucleotides. RefSeq names its product nuclear transcription factor Y subunit beta (gene Nfyb). The coding region runs from base 241 to 843 and encodes 200 amino acids. Gene Ontology annotation, cellular component: CCAAT-binding factor complex; nucleus. The record is from RefSeq and is a predicted model, not a curated record. Lineage: Eukaryota; Metazoa; Chordata; Mammalia; Rodentia; Caviidae. The transcript has 8 exons. Gene Ontology annotation, molecular function: RNA polymerase II cis-regulatory region sequence-specific DNA binding; DNA-binding transcription activator activity, RNA polymerase II-specific; protein heterodimerization activity. Gene Ontology annotation, biological process: regulation of transcription by RNA polymerase II.
AGGGUGUCGCGCCGAGGGGAGCGGCCCGCGGCGGAGGGAGGGGAGGCCGCGAGCUGGAAGCGGGGCUCCGCGCUGGGACUGGUUCCUUCGCAGCCAUUUUCUGUCCAACCAAACAGCCGAUUGGAGACGGGAGCCAACCAGGGCUGCAUUGGAGGCUGAGGCUGGGCCAGGCCUGGACCGCGCGUGGGACAGCUGCUCCCCAGCACCGCCGACAGCACGGUUCUCCAGCAUUUCAGCACCAUGGACGGCGACAGCUCCACCACAGAUGCGUCCCAGCUCGGGAUCUCCGCGGACUACAUUGGCGGGAGCCACUAUGUGAUCCAGCCGCAUGACGACACAGAAGACAGCAUGAACGAUCAUGAAGACACAAAUGGUUCAAAAGAAAGCUUCCGAGAGCAAGACAUUUAUCUUCCCAUUGCGAACGUGGCCAGGAUAAUGAAAAACGCCAUACCACAGACCGGGAAGAUUGCAAAAGAUGCCAAAGAGUGUGUGCAGGAGUGCGUGAGCGAGUUCAUCAGCUUCAUCACGUCGGAGGCCAGCGAGAGGUGCCACCAGGAGAAGCGGAAGACAAUCAACGGGGAGGACAUCCUCUUCGCCAUGUCCACCCUGGGCUUCGACAGCUACGUGGAGCCCCUGAAGUUGUACCUGCAGAAGUUCCGCGAGGCCAUGAAAGGGGAGAAGGGCAUCGGCGGCGCGGUGACGGCGGCGGACGGGCUCGGCGAGGAGCUCACAGAGGAGGCCUUCACCAACCAGUUACCAGCUGGCCUGAUCACUGCAGACGGCCAGCAGCAGAAUGUCAUGGUUUACACCACGUCCUACCAACAGCAGAUUCAGUUCUCCUGAUCCCGAGAGCGUGUCUGCAGCCCUGGACGGCGGCGGCGGCGGUGGCGGUGGCGGUGGCAGCAGCAGGGCCGGGGACGUGGGACGCGGACGGCUCUUUGUACAUUGAGUAGCUGUAAUGUAGCUUCCUGAGGCUUGGCUAAUUGAGGUGUUAAUUCUGACUUGAGAAUCUUUUUCAUGAAUGAUUUUAAAGAAAAAUUUGGAUUUUAAAGGUAUUAAAAUAUUUUUGUUUUGUACGGGAGUGUUGCUCUGUAUGAUGCCUGUAUGCAGUGUAUAUUGCAAUUUAUUACUGUCAGAGAUUUGUAGACAGUUUCUUAUUUUCAUAUUGAAUCAUGUUACUUUUGUAAUUCAGGUAAGCAGCUGGGUUAAUUCAUGAUGUUUACCCGUUUAAUAAAAGAUGAGGUAGAGUUCAUUUUGAAUGCAGGUUGCCUUUAUUAUACAUUUGAGUUUGUCUUGGCUUUAUGAUACCUUGCAUGAUAACCUAGCUAGAUUUUUAGCCUUUUCUGUAUUUAUUAAAGUUCCUUUUUUUGGUAAAACAUCAUAGUUUAAGCAGCACCGUUUUUUAAGAAAUGUCAUCAGCCGAGUGGGAUGCGGGAGCAGAGGCUGCUGUCCUCCCAGCCCAGCCUGGUGCCCGCCUGGACACGUCACCGUCAUCGUCGUUAUCUGUCAUGGUCACCGUCAUCUGGGGCUUCCCGUGGUAACACUGGAUCUGUUUCCUGGGACUUUGCCGCCAGUGUUGGAGUUCAUUUACGUUUCCCGUGUCCUGGCGCUUGGUGUUCCUCAGCACGCACCCCAAGUGUUUCCAAGCCCCUCACCGAGGGGCACAGUCCGAGGCACCCCUCCCCUUCUCUUGGACCGGAAGCGCCACCCACCUGGCCGUGCAGACCUUGUGCCCGACGUGGGCACAGGGUUGCGGUGGCCUCUCCGGUGCUGUCCCGAUCUCUGCAAUAAACAGCUGGACGGUGUCGCUUCGUAUCACGCAGCAGUGUGUCCUCGGGUUGCGCCUCUGUACGCGGGGAUCUGUGUUUUCUCUUCUUCAUGGUGACAACCUGAGGGGUUUUUAAACUUAAUAUGGGCAAUGGCUGCUGUGUCGUUCGCCUGGAAGGAAGCUUGAGUGGCUGUCACCUGUCCCACCGCCACUCCGGACGGACGCGGUCUGAGCAGGACCCGCUGCUUCGCUGCAGGAGCCCGGAGCAGGGCUGGCCAGGGCCCUCCGGCCCGUGAGGGUGCCCGGUGCAGGGCGGGCCAGCAGGAGAAGGGCAAGGGCGGUGAGCAGAACCCACGAUCACCCUACUGUGUCGGGAUAACCAAUGUUAAUAUUUUGAUAAAUAUCAUUUGUCCUUUUACUUUGCAAAAUAUGUAUAUUUUUAUAAGAAUGGGCUCAUAUCGUGCAUACCGUUUUGUAACCGGCUUUUUUCACUCAACAAUAUAUUGUGACCCUGUUUCCCGGGCCAUGCUGGUCUCCUGCAUCCUUUCUGUUGGCUUACUAUUCUGUUGUAUGACUGAAUCCUAAUUUAUUUGUCUACUGGAGAUUUUUGACUAUUUAUAUCUUUUCACAGUUAUAAACAACACUUCACUGAAUCUUGUGUACAUCCAUGACUUUCCUUGAAAUAAACUUAGAACUGCUGGGUCACCAGACAGGCAGCGCGUCAA